Molecule: messenger RNA, 1104 nt
Organism: Bactrocera neohumeralis
Lineage: Eukaryota; Metazoa; Arthropoda; Insecta; Diptera; Tephritidae
Product: piggyBac transposable element-derived protein 3-like
Exons: 3
Coding region: 1-1104 (367 amino acids)
Molecular function (GO): sequence-specific DNA binding
Source: RefSeq, a predicted model, not a curated record
AUGGCAUGUCGAGGUUUAUCGUUGCAACAAAUGCUUGAUUUUAUUGAAGAGCUUGACGAAGCAGGUGAUCAAAAUGAUGUACCAGCUACUAUUUAUAUUGAACCUCCUGUGGAUGGCAAUAUAUCUGAUGAAGAUGAUGCGGAAGACGAAUCUGGGGGAAUACCAGAUAAUGUUUGUCCCGCUCAGCUUAAAAGCGGAUGUGAAGUUGUAAUGGCUAGUGGACGACGUUUACAAAAUUUUGAUGAAGAUGAAAUUGGAGUUCCAAAUAUCGAAGAUUUGCCCGUCGUUAUUGUGGAAAAAGAAUAUAAAAGUAUGGAUUUUAAUGGUCAACCUUCAGCAUCCAAUUGUACAUCACCAGACAGAAAGCGGUUACGUAGAGUGACACCAAAAUCUUCAAAUGUUUCACUGCCACAAAGUAAUAAACAAACAACAUUUCAAUGGAUAAAAGAUGACGCGUCAUCUCUUAUUCCCAUUUUCCCAGAUGCAAAUUACGAGGAUUGUCGUUAUUUACUACCGCAUCAGCAAUUUGAAAAGUUUUUCGAUGAUGAAUUAUUGGGACACAUUUGCGAACAAAGUGCAAUGUAUGCGAUCGGAGAGAAUAGACCUAACCCAAGCAUAACAGUCGGCGAACUUCGAGCAUUUAUUGGCAUAUUGGUCAUUACGGGAUACAAUAACCACGCCAAUUUCAGAAAUCUAUGGAGUCAAGAUGGAGAUAUUCGCAACAGCUUAGUGAGUAACACAAUGCGUCGAAAUAGAUUUCAGGAAAUUUUGCAAAAUCUUCACUUCGAAGACAACUCUAAUGCUUCUUCAAAAAACGGCGACGCCAAUCCCGAUAAAAUGUGGAAAUUGCGACCAUUGACUGAUCAUUUAAAAGCGAAAAUGAUUGAUCAUUUUCAUGCCGAACAAAAUCUAUUCUUUGACGAAAGUAUGAUUUCCUACUUUGGCAGACACGGAUGUAAGCAGUUUAUCAAGGGCAAACCAUUACGUUUUGGGUAUAAAGUUUGGUCCCUUUGCACUCCAUCGGGCUAUAUUGUGAACUUCGAAAUUUACCAAGGAAAGAAUCCUCGUGCAAACGAAGAUUAUGAAGCGAAGUUUGGAAAAUGA